Molecule: messenger RNA, 930 nt
Organism: Sabethes cyaneus
Lineage: Eukaryota; Metazoa; Arthropoda; Insecta; Diptera; Culicidae
Exons: 2
Coding region: 1-930 (309 amino acids)
Source: RefSeq, a predicted model, not a curated record
AUGUGGUCUCGAGCAAAACCGGUAGCGGUUGUGGUUGUGUUGUUGUCUCUGAUAAGUGGAACCAAGCAGGAAGAGCCACAGCUGUAUCCGAGUACUCCACGGAAGGGUCGGUUUCUUGGUUUGUUGGGUUUGCUAACCGGGCUUACGCUGGUUGAUUCCUUGGAUGAUGGUGAUGGACCACAAAUCAGAGCCCCGCAAGGGAUAGUGAGGAUUAACAUCGGAAGACCGCUGGCCGAGUCAUUUUAUCAUUACAUGUAUAAUCCCUACUAUUAUGGGAGUGUACCUACGGUGAAUAUUAAAAUACCGCUGGGAUUCGAGGGGUACGACGGAAUUAAUCAUAUUGGUGGAGCACCGGUUGGUGCUGGUACUGGUGCGUUUGGACAAAAUGGACCUCACGUGAUAGAACCAAGGCCAAUCCUGUCGGAUUCAUCUGACUCUAUUGCCGAGACUGUUCAUACUGCAGAAAAUUUAAAGAAACCAAGAAGGGCAGAAAAAAUUAGACGUUCUAGGCUCCCGUACACUCGAAUUAUCCGAAGUACGCCAACGAGUGACGUAACGGACGAUGAAGAGCAAGCAAUCGUUGAACCGGUGGAUCGGUUUGAGGAUACCAGUAGCAGUUCAACAGCUUCCGUAUCACGGGAUCCCGCCACCAAAGGUGAGACAACCGAAAAACCACCAACUUUGCAGGGUACGGCAAUUCCUCUCAUAGAGGAUAACACCAUCGUUGGACAGGCGUCGGAAAUCCCUUCCUUUCCGAUUGCACAGUCGUAUUUCUCGCAUGUUGACAGUCUGCAAGAUGCUUCGCUUAUAAGUUUGACGACAUCCGAACCGGAAAAUAAAUUCAUACCGAGCCGACCGGAUACUUUGAGCGACAGUUGCAAUCAUGCGGGCUUCGUUGCCGAUGAUUUUCGACCGGUUGUUAAUGUUUAG